Leucoraja erinaceus (little skate) is the source of this 808-nucleotide messenger RNA. RefSeq names its product centromere protein S (gene cenps). Bases 171 to 608 code for a protein of 145 amino acids. Gene Ontology annotation, molecular function: chromatin binding; protein heterodimerization activity. Gene Ontology annotation, cellular component: Fanconi anaemia nuclear complex; FANCM-MHF complex. Lineage: Eukaryota; Metazoa; Chordata; Chondrichthyes; Rajiformes; Rajidae. The record is from RefSeq and is a predicted model, not a curated record. The transcript is spliced from 5 exons. Gene Ontology annotation, biological process: replication fork processing; resolution of meiotic recombination intermediates.
CUCGAGCGCGGUGGCGGGAAGAGGAGAGCGCGGGACAGGGCCGGGGCCGGGGCAGCUUUGGCGCCGAGAGGCCGGGGACGGGUGACUGAGUGAAGCCGAGGCCGGGACCAGAGACCCGUGGCUGAGGCCGGGAUCGGGCAGCGCGGAGAGGCUGAGACCGGGGACCGGACAUGGCGGAGGCCGGGGAUGAAGCUGGAGCCGAAGCCGAGCAGCGCACCGCUUACACUCAGAGGCUGCGUGCUGCUGUUCACUUCACUGUUGGAUGCCUUUGUGAGGAGGUUGGGGAAGAUAAGCAGAUGGAGUUCAGUAAACAAACCAUUGCAGCCAUAUCAGAAACAACCUUCAGACAGUGUGAGAAUUUUGCAAAGGAUCUUGAACUAUUUGCAAAACAUGGCAAGCGGACCACCAUUAAUGCUGAUGAUGUGAAACUGCUAGCAAGGAGGAGCAAAGCGCUGCAAAACUUCAUUAAGAAUAAAUGUGAUGAACUUGCUACCAACAAUGCUGAGCAAAAAGGGAAGAAAACGGGCACUGCUGGAAAAGGAAAGAAGAAAUCUGACGGCCAUAUAGAACCCACAGUAACUGAAGAUGAUGAGAUUACCAAUGACUAAUCUGCAAAUUGAAAGCUUAUUUUGACCUUGGGACUUAUCAUAAGACCACUUAGAUUCAUAUACCUUUGAUAUGAGAAAUGCUCUUGUCUUUCUUUUGGGGGUUGUGGAAUGGGGGUGUAUGAAGCGUCAUCAGCACACAAAUUAAAAUAAAUUUAAGGUGUUAUGGAAACCAAAAAAAGCACAAAUUAUGAAUUAAACAA